Heterocephalus glaber (naked mole-rat) is the source of this 4123-nucleotide messenger RNA. RefSeq names its product zinc finger CCHC domain-containing protein 2-like. Gene Ontology annotation, molecular function: zinc ion binding; phosphatidylinositol binding; nucleic acid binding. NCBI's taxonomy places the organism in Eukaryota, Metazoa, Chordata, Mammalia, Rodentia, Bathyergidae. The record is from RefSeq and is a predicted model, not a curated record.
AUGAAUAUUUUUAAAAGAUUAAAACUCGGCAGACCGCCGCCUCUUCCGCCUCCCGCGGGCCCUCCGCCGCCGCUGCUCCGAGGGCUGGGGCCGCCUGUUGCUGGCGGGGCAGCGGCGGGGGCGAGCAUGCCGGGCGGCGGGCUUGGCGAGCAGGAGCGAGUGUACGAGUGGUUCGGGCUGGUGCUGGGCUCGGCGCAGCGCCGGGAGUUCAUGUGCGGACUGCUGGACCUGUGCAACCCGCUGGAGCUGCGUUUCCUCGGCUCGUGUCUGGAGGACCUGGAGCGCAAGGACUACCACUCUGCCAAGGCCAACGGUCUCUCGGACCCGGGGCCGUUGGCCGACUUCCGAGAGCCCGUCGUGCGCUCGCGCCUCAUCGUCUACCUGGCGCUGCUGGGCUCAGAGAACCGGGAGGCCCCUGGCCGCCUGCACCGCCUCUUGCCCCAGGUGGACUCGGUGCUCAAGAGCCUGCGCGGGGCCCGGGGCGAGGGCUCGAGGGGCGGCAAGGAGGACGAGGCGGACGGCCAUGGCGACCGCGCCGAGAAGGACGGUUAUGGCGCGGAAGGCAGCGGCGGUGGCGCCGAGCCCGGGGCUGGAGGCGGGCUCGGCUCCAGGGCCCAGGAGAAACUGUUGCUGCUCUUCACCAUGGCUUCGCUGCACUCAGCUUUCUCCUUCCGCCAGCGGGUCACCCUGAGGGAGCACCUGGAGAGGCUGCGCGCCGCGCUGCGCGGAGGCCCCGAGGACGCCGAGGUGGAGCAGUGCAACUUUCCCGGCUCCAGGACCCAGAACAAUUCUGCUCGUGGUGAUUACAUGCAAAGUAAUGAGACCAAUUUAAUAGAACAAGCCCCAAUACCUCAGGAUGGAUCUACUGUGGCACCUCAUAGAGCUCAACGAGAAGCUGUACACAUUGAGAAGAUAAUGUUGAAAGGAGUCCAGAAAAAAAGGGCUGACAAAUAUUGGGAGUACACUUUCAAAGUAAAUUGGUCUGAUCUUUCAGUCACAACAAUAACAAAAACCCACCAAGAACUACAGGAAUUUCUAUUGAAGCUUCCAAAGGAAUUGUCUUCAGAGACUUUUGACAAGACCAUCUUAAGAGCCCUGAAUCAGGGUUCACUGAAAGGGGAAGAGCGGCGUCACUCUGACCUGGAGCCCAUCCUAAGGCAGCUAUUUUCAACUUCAUCACAAGCUUUUCUACGGAGUCAGAAAGUACACAGCUUUUUUCGGUCUAUAUCGUCAGAUUCUCUACACAGUCUCGAUAACUUACAAUCUUCGAAAACUUCUAAGAUAUUAGAACACUUAAAAGAAGACAGCUCAGAAGCUUCAAGUCAAGAAGAUGUGUUACAGCAUACCAUAAUCCACAAGAAACAUACAGGGAAAAGUCCCAUUGUGAACAAUAUAGGUACGAACUGUUCUCCAUUAGAUGGGCUUACUGUGCAAUAUUCUGAACAGAAUGGAAUUGUGGAUUGGAGGAAGCAAAACUGUACCACCAUUCAGCACCCAGAGCACUGUGUGACCUUGGCUGACCAGCAUUCUGCUGAAAAACGGAGCUUAUCUUCAAUAAAUAAGAAGAAAGGAAAGCCACAAAUAGAAAAGGAGAAAAUUAAGAAAACUGACAACAGACUGAAUAGUAGAAUAAAUGGUAUUAGACUCUCCACUCCUCAACAUGCCCAUGGUGGUACAAUGAAAGAUAUGAAUUUGGACAUUGGAUCUGGACAUGACAUGUGUGGAGAAACAUCCUCAGAGAGUUACAGUUCUGCGUCUAGUCCACGACAUGAUGGAAGAGAGAGUUUUGAAAGAGAAGAAGAAAAAGACAGAGACACAGACAGUAAUUCUGGGGAUUCUGGGAACCCAUCAACAACCAGAUUUACAGGUUACGGUCCUGUCAACCAAACUGUCAAGCCACCUGUUCAAAUUACUUCACUAGGAAAUGAGAAUGGAAACCUUUUAGAAGAUACCUUGAACUCGCCCAAGUAUCCACAUAUUCCUUUUAUGCCAGCUUUACACUGUGUCAUGCACAAUGGUGCCCAGAAGUCUGAAAUAGUUGUUCUGCCACCCAAAUCUGCAGAUGGCAAAACAAUAGGGAUGCUUGUUCCUAGUCCUGUUGCUAUUUCUGCAAUAAGGGAGUCCACAAAUUCAACUUCUGUUGGAAUUCUAGGGCCAACAGCUUCAAAUGGAGAAUCAGAAAAACACCUUGAACUACUGGUUUCCCCUUUACCUAUUCCAUCAACCUUCCUUCCACACAGUAGUACUCCUGCCCUACACCUAACAUUUCAGAGGUUAAAAUUGCCACUGGCACAGGGAUCUUCUGAAAAUUGCACAGUUAAUAUCCCACAACAACCAUCCAGAAGUCUGAGCAUUGGAUCACCAAACACUGCCUUUAUUCCUGUCCAUAACCCAGGUAGUUUUCCAGGAUCUCCUGUGGCUACCACAGAUCCCAUCACAAAAUCUGCAUCCCAAGUGGUAGAACUAAAUCAAAUGGUGCCUCAAAUUGAGGGAAACACGGGGACAGUCCCUCAGCCUACCAAUGUGAAAGUUGUUCUUCCAGCAGCUGGCCUCUCAGCUGUGCAGCCACCAGCUACCUACACCUUACCAGGCUCUCCUCUUGCUGCCAAUGUGUUACCCACCCAGAAUUCCAAUGUGCUCAACACAGCAGCCACUUCUGCACAGCCAGCAAGUGCAGGCAUUAGUCAGGCCCAGUCCACUGUUCCUCCUGUGGUUCCUAGCCAUACCCCAGGUCGCCCCAGCCCAAGUCUUGCUUUGACACACAGUACUGCGCAGAGUGACAGCACAUCUUAUAUCAGUGCUGUGGGGAAUACGAACGCUAAUGGGACAAUAUUGCCACCACAGCAGAUGGGCUCAGGUCCUUGUGGUUCUUGCAGACGAAAGUGUAGCUGUGGGAGCAAUGGAAACCUUCAGCUAAACAGUUACUAUUAUCCCAGUCCAAUGCCGGGACCAAUGUACAGAGUCCUGUCGUUCUUCACUCUGCCAUCCAUUUGCAAUGGCAGCUACCUCAACCAAGCACAUCAGAGCAAUGGAAACCAACUUCCUUUUUUUCUGCCUCAGACUCCAUAUGCAAAUGGACUGGUGGAUGAUCCAGCCAUGGGGAGCCAAGCCAACUGUGGCAUGCAGCAGAUGGCAGGAUUUGGGAGAUUCUAUCCUGUGUAUCCAGCAUCUAAUGUAGUUGCCAACACCAGUGGUUCAGGGACCACGAAGAAUGGGAAUGUCUCAUGUUACAAUUGUGGUGUAAGUGGACACUAUGCACAGGACUGUAAGCAGUCAUCCAUGGAGGCCAAUCAACAAGGCACUUACAGACUGAGAUACGCGCCUCCCCUCCCCCCUUCUAAUGAUACGUUGGAUUCUGCAGACUGAAACAAGUAAAGCUUGCCUACUUAAUACACUCAAGUGUGGGGAGUCAUGGGGUAUUGAGGGGAGGAAAGGAAAGGUAUUUUGUUUGUUUCUUUGUCUAUACAUUUCCUAGAUUUCUAUGCAGUUGGGAGUUUUUAUUUCUUUUGUACCAAUGUCCAAACUAAGAAAGAAUGCGAUGCUUCUUGAGCCUCUGGUCUCCUGGUUCAACAACAGGCUUAUAUAUGUAUGAUAUAUGUAACUUAAAUUUCCAGACAAACUUAUCAAAAGGAAAAUGUUGAUGUGUGUUUUUUUAAAACACUGAAUACUUGCUGUGUGCAAUGUUUACUGAAUCUUUAAAACUGUGUAUUUGACCUUUUUUUUAACAACAUUGGUGACGGUCAUAUGGUUUUGAAAAAGAGAAACUUUGCUUCUUCCCCACCUUUUUCACUUUGACCCUGUAAUAGACUUUUCUCUCCAGCCACUUGCAACCCCGUCUGUGGCCUGCUGUGAGAGUGCCCAGGGGUGUAAUUGUCUGCACUUCUGUAAAUUGCUCUGCACAUAAACUGAGAGCAGAGUGUUUCAUCUUAAUCUUAUGGGAGAAGUCAAAUCCCCAAGAUAGUUUGUAUAUAUGUAAUGAACAGCAUCACAUAAGUACAUAUAUGCAGUGCUCCUUGUCCAAAUAAAGAUGAAAAUAAGUGGGAGAGAGAGGAAGAAGUCAAACCAUAUGAAGCUGAAAAAAGUGAUGUAUGAAAUGGACAAAAAGCUUUUUCUUAAAAAAAAA